Molecule: messenger RNA, 459 nt
Organism: Drechmeria coniospora
Lineage: Eukaryota; Fungi; Ascomycota; Sordariomycetes; Hypocreales; Ophiocordycipitaceae
Exons: 2
Coding region: 1-459 (152 amino acids)
Source: RefSeq, a predicted model, not a curated record
AUGCCCCGGGCCCCGCUCCGUUACCGUCCUGGAUCCACAGCGUCGGCAGGAAACGGUGGCGGCUCGCCGGCCGUCGCAGCCCAGCGCGCUGCUGCAGCGCCCACAAACGGUAGCGAAUCUUCCUCGCCCAUCAUCGUCUUCGUCCCAACAAAGCAGUCUCGGAAGGGCGGCGCAAGAUCGCAGAAAAUGCGACGUCGUCCUCGCGAAUCGCACAUGAUGUCAUGCAUUCACCUGCAGCUGCACGCGCCCACCGUCACGUCACGCAUGGCACGGAAGCUCGCCUUGCCGAGUGUUCCUCCGCCGCCGAGCGAGUACAUGCACCUCGCAUUCUUUACGCAGUGCAGCAACACAGGUACAGGUACAUGCGAGCAGACACAUGCAGGUGCAGCUACGCAAGGACAAGCACAUGUACACAUGUACGAGUACUUACGAGCAGUAGGUGAGUACGCACACAUGUAA